This is a messenger RNA of Lasiosphaeria miniovina, 2054 nucleotides long. Its product is annotated as cytochrome P450. Gene Ontology annotation, molecular function: oxidoreductase activity, acting on paired donors, with incorporation or reduction of molecular oxygen; heme binding; monooxygenase activity. The record is from RefSeq and is a predicted model, not a curated record. The transcript is spliced from 4 exons. NCBI's taxonomy places the organism in Eukaryota, Fungi, Ascomycota, Sordariomycetes, Sordariales, Lasiosphaeriaceae. The coding region runs from base 188 to 1783 and encodes 531 amino acids.
CUCCUUAUAUCUAGCCUGGCCAGUGAACAGCCUCGCGCGUUUUGUGGCAUUUUGCUCCGAGAGCUGAGCUGGUUGUAUUACCACACAUCGGAACAAUCUUACCUAGCGCGCACGCACACAUACAUACAGGCAGGAGAUCGAUAGUUUUGAGGCUUGUAUACGCCUCCCCCAGGCCUAUCACGACGCCAUGGACGAACAACAUGGCGAGAAAGCCAUCAACACAGCAGCUAGAACGUCGAAGCGCAACCUACCCUGGCUAGCCGUAGCGGUCGCGGCCUUGGCAGCGUCGUGGCUGCUCGUGUCGAUGGUGCGGUCCUACUGGCGGCUGGCGCACAUCCCGGGCCCGUUCCUGGCGCGGCUCACCAACGCGCCGCGGUUCGGGUGGGUGCUCAGCAACAAAGCACACGAGGCGCACGUGACGCUGCACCGGCGGUACGGGCCCGUGGUGCGCUUCGGGCCCAACAUGGUGUCAGUGGGGGCGCCGGCCGAGGUCGGCACCGUGUACCGCUUCGCCAAGCCGUGGCUCAAGUCGGACUUUUACACGGCGCUCAUGAUGAAGCCCAACGGCAAGCCCAUCCCCGGUAUCUUCGCCGCCCAGGACGAGGACAUCCACCGCCGCCUCAAGAAGCCCGUGUCGGGCGCCUACGCCAUGACCACGCUCGUGUCAUUUGAGCCCUACGUUGACACCACCAUGCGCGUGCUGUGCGACGAGCUGCGCGCGCGCUUCGUGACGGAGGAAAACGACCCAGACAACAAGCCAGAGUGCGACCUGGGCCAGUGGCUGCAGAUGUUCGCGUUUGACGUCAUCGGCGAGCUGACCUUUUCCAAGCGGCUGGGCUUCCUCGAGACGGGCACCGAUGUCAACGGUGUGAUGGCGAGCAUAUGGCACAUGUUCCAGGAGACGGCGCUCGUCACGCAAAUGCCCUGGCUCGACGCCGUGUGGACCAACAACCCCGUGCGCCGCCACCUGCGCGGGAAGGGCAUUAGCCCCGGCGCAGCCUUCGCCAUGGCCCGCGUCCAGGAGCGCCGCGCCCUUAUGCAGACUACCGACAAGAACGACUGGGACCGCGACACGCGCGACUUUCUGUCGCGCUUCCUUGAGAUUGAGGCCAAGGACCCGUCGCUGCCGCCAUACGCGCUGGCGGCAUGGGCGUCGUCCAACAUCACAGCCGGGUCCGACACGACGGGCAUCUACCUGCGGGCCAUGUUCCACUACCUGCUGACGCACCCGGCGACGUUGGCGCGGCUGCGGGCCGAGGUGGAUGCGGCGGCAGCCGCCGGCGACAUGCCCGAGUCGCUCGCGCCGUGGCGGCGGGCGCGCGAGCUGCCGUACCUCGAUGCCUGUAUCAAGGAGGCCGGCCGCUUGCACCCGCCCUUCGGCCUGCCCUACGAGCGCGUCGUCCCGCCCGAGGGCGCCACCGUCUGCGGUAAGUUCCUACCGGGUGGUACGGUCGUCGGUAUGAGCGCGUUCGUCGUCGGCCGCGACCGUGAGCUGUUUGGCGACGAUGCCGACUCGUGGCGCCCCGAGCGCUGGCUCGAGGUCGGCGAAGAGAAGAGGCGGCGCAUGGAGGGCGGACUGAUAGCGUUCGGGGCUGGCCAUCGCUCGUGUAUGGGCAAGCACAUUGCCUACCUUGAGAUGUACAAGGUGGUGCCGACGCUGUUGCUGCAUUUUGACUAUGAGCUGGUUGAGCCGCAGAACUAUCGCAUUGAGAACCGGUGGUUUGUGAUGCAGCACGGACUUAUUGUGCGGUUGAAGAACAGGAAGCCAGUCACCGGCCAGUGAGAUAGCAGCCUUAGACCCAGUCGUACUUGAAGACGUUGUAUUUGUCAGCCAGAGUGCUUGCUUCUUGAGAACUGGACAAAGAAGGAAGCCGCGUGCGACUGCCCACACGGUCGCCAGACGUGGUGGAGUGUCAGAUUAAUUGGGCGGAAUGACAUCUCGAUUCCUGAACUACCGAAUUUAAAAAAGACCAUGACUACAUUUAGGCAAACAAGGUAGCCAGGACCACGGUGAUGGCCAGUUACCAAAAGCCGACGCAGCGCCUGUCCUAGCU